Messenger RNA from Arabidopsis lyrata subsp. lyrata, 459 nucleotides. Its product is annotated as elicitor peptide 4. Gene Ontology annotation, biological process: innate immune response. The coding region runs from base 76 to 324 and encodes 82 amino acids. The transcript has 2 exons. NCBI's taxonomy places the organism in Eukaryota, Viridiplantae, Streptophyta, Magnoliopsida, Brassicales, Brassicaceae. The record is from RefSeq and is a predicted model, not a curated record.
AUAUAUUUUAAACCCAAGUCACACACUCACUCUCUCUCGCUUUCUAGCUCUCACGAAGCAGAUCUUGAGGAGAAGAUGGAGAGAGAAGGAGUUUCUUAUUAUCUAUGGAUCCCUUUUAGGUUCAUUCACCAAACUUUCCGAUCUCUUUUACUCAAGCUUCUCGGUUUGCGAUCUCCUUCUGAUCAUAGUUUCCCGAAAGAAGAGGAGGAGAAAGUUGAGGCUGUGGAAGUGUCGUCGAGGGGUCUUCCGGCGAAAAAGAAUGUACUGAAGAAGUCGAGAGAAAGUUCCGGCAAGCCGGGAGGCACCAACAAGAAGCCGUUUUAGUAGUUUACAAAAAAAAAAAAAAAAAAAAGAAGCCGUUUUAGUUUUUCACUUCACCUAAAUAAUAUUUGACGGAGAAAUUCUAAUUACAAUUUAAUAUUUGUAUCGUAUAAUUCUUGAAGAUUUACGACUCCUAUA